This is a messenger RNA of Rhinocladiella mackenziei CBS 650.93, 2079 nucleotides long. RefSeq lists its product as uncharacterized. The transcript has 3 exons. Gene Ontology annotation, molecular function: calcium ion binding; L-aspartate transmembrane transporter activity; L-glutamate transmembrane transporter activity. Gene Ontology annotation, biological process: malate-aspartate shuttle; aspartate transmembrane transport; L-glutamate transmembrane transport. Lineage: Eukaryota; Fungi; Ascomycota; Eurotiomycetes; Chaetothyriales; Herpotrichiellaceae. Bases 1 to 2079 code for a protein of 692 amino acids. The record is from RefSeq and is a predicted model, not a curated record.
AUGGCUCCCGUCAGUGAAACUCUCAAAGAGUCCUUGUUGGGUUCCAAGCCGCCCGAGUCCUUAUCAACGGAGGCCCGAGUCACAUUUAUGAAAAAUGCCAGACGAGGAGAAGAUGGUGAGCUUUAUAUGAAUGAGGAGGACUUUAUCAAUGCUAUUGCUCCACCGGAGGAGGAUUAUCACAAAAUCAAGCGUGAACAAUAUGGUAUCUUGUUUGGCGUCGCAGAUCGACACAAGCGCGGUAAAAUUACCAUGUCAGAAUGGGCGGCUUUUGACAACUUGCUUGCCAAAUCUGAUGCCGAGUACGAAAUUGCCUUUAGACUCUUUGACGUCGACGGAACCGGUUCGAUCAAGUCAGACGCAUUCCAAAAGAUCUACGAGCAGAACCGAGGUCAUGACAGCAUCCCGUUCGACUUCAAUUCGGAAUGGGCGUCAUUGUACAUUGGCGGCAAGAACAAGAGACAUGAGAUGACAUAUCCACAAUUUGCUCAAAUGAUGCGCGGUCUGCAGGGCGAACGAAUACGACAAGCCUUUCAUCUCUAUGACACCGACAAGGACGGAUACAUUGAUCCGGAAGAUUUUGAACGCAUUAUCCGAGCCACGGCCGGACACAAGCUUUCAGACCAUCUGUUGGAGAACCUACCGACCUUGUGCAACAUCUCAACGGGGACCAAGAUAUCCUACGCCAACGUCAGAGCAUUCCAGAACGUCAUUCGCGAAAUGGAUCUUCUAGAUCUCAUCAUCCGAAAUGCGACCGCGAAGUCUCCAGACGGCCGAAUCGACCGGACCGAUUUCCUGAACGAAGCGGCGAGACUCACAAGAUUUUCUCUCUACACCCCCAUGGAGGCUGACAUUCUUUUUCACUUUGCCGGUCUCGACACGCCUUCUGGCCGGUUAUGUCUUGAAGACUUUGCCAAAGUAUUGGAUGCGAGCUGGCAAACUGCUGGUGCUAAGAUAGGGGCAAUCACUGAAGCAGCCGACCGCGCCGUGUCCACGUCACAACAACUCCUUCACGGUUUGCUUGAAUCCGCUCACCACUUCGGUCUCGGCAGUAUUGCCGGCGCCUUUGGUGCUUUCAUGGUUUACCCAAUCGAUCUGGUCAAGACACGCAUGCAAAAUCAACGCAGCACCAUCCCUGGAGAGAGACUGUAUGAAAACUCGAUCGAUUGUGCGCGCAAGGUGUUUCGAAAUGAGGGUCUGAGGGGUUUGUACUCUGGUGUUCUUCCUCAACUUGUCGGUGUGGCACCAGAGAAGGCCAUCAAACUUACCGUCAACGAUCUUGUUAGAGGCAAGUUCACCGACAAACAGACUGGUCGUAUUCCAGUGAGUGCGGAGAUUUUGGCCGGUGGUUCUGCCGGUGCGUGUCAAGUUGUAUUCACCAACCCUCUUGAAAUCGUGAAAAUCCGACUCCAAGUCCAAGGUGAACUUGCUAAAAAGUCCGACGCCAUUCCCAAGCGCUCUGCAAUGUGGAUCGUUCGCAACCUGGGUAUUUUGGGCCUAUACAAAGGCGCGUCAGCAUGUUUAUUGCGCGAUGUCCCCUUUUCCGCGAUUUAUUUUCCAACAUACAACCAUUUGAAAAAAGAUCUGUUUGGCGAAUCACCCACACAGAAACUGGGCAUUCUUCAACUCCUUGUUGCUGGUGCCGUCGCGGGCAUGCCUGCCGCAUAUCUCACCACCCCAUGUGACGUGAUCAAGACACGUCUCCAAGUCGAAGCCCGCAAAGGCGAAGCCACAUACAAUGGCCUGGCGGACUGUGCGCGCAAGAUUCUCAAGCAAGAAGGUUUCAAAGCGUUCUUCAAGGGUGGUCCUGCACGUAUUUUGCGUUCAUCUCCACAAUUCGGUUUCACGCUCGCUGCGUACGAGCUUCUCAGCACGUUACUUCCAUUCCCGGGCUCUGAGGAGGCAGAGGCGAAAAAGAGCACAGCAGGCAAGAUGGAGCCGGGGGUCGGUCUUAGAGAGGCCAAGGCCCCACUGCCGUACUUGCGAAGUCGGAAUGCGUUGAAGAUUUUGCUGGAUUUGGAUAAUAAUUUCGGUAAGGUUCGUGUUCCUGAAGGUGCAAAGUGGUUUGGAGCAAGAUCCUAG